Plasmodium yoelii is the source of this 4146-nucleotide messenger RNA. Its product is annotated as conserved Plasmodium protein, unknown function. Gene Ontology annotation, cellular component: small-subunit processome; UTP-C complex; CURI complex. NCBI's taxonomy places the organism in Eukaryota, Apicomplexa, Aconoidasida, Haemosporida, Plasmodiidae. Bases 1 to 4146 code for a protein of 1381 amino acids. Gene Ontology annotation, biological process: rRNA processing; tRNA export from nucleus. The transcript has a single exon. The record is from RefSeq and is a predicted model, not a curated record.
AUGGAAUCAAAACAAAAACAAAAAAAAAAACCAAAACUCAAAAGAAAUAAUGAUAGAAAUAGUGGCAGAAAUUGUGGCGGAAGUAAAAAAAUGAAAACGAGUUCGCAUGAAGUUUCAAGUGACUAUGAUAAAGAUACAUCGAAUUUAAGUCAAGUAUUAAAAAAAUUGUGUUAUUACAAAAAAAAUAAAAAAAAUGUAAAUUUAUUACAAGAAGUAAAAAAAAUAACAGUAAAUUUUAUAAAUGAUCUUAAUGAUGAUUUAACAAAAUAUUUGAAUGAUGAAAAUAGCAAAUUUAAAGACAUGUAUUCAAAAAGUAUAAGAUUAAUAAAAAAUUGUAAAAUUUUAGGAAGCUUUAAAAAUAAUAUGUAUUUAAAUAAUAACCUAAAUAUUGAUUUGGGUAUAGAAUAUAGUUUAGAUAUAGAUUCAGGAAAAAAAGCAAAAUAUAAAAAUUUCCAUAAAUAUCAUAAUAUGUAUGUUAAUUUAAUAAAAAUGUUAUUUUAUAAAAAAAAAUUUGUAAAUUAUUUAGAUAAAGCAAAAUUAAAACAUAAUAUUAAUAUAUCUGUUUCUACAAAAACAUGGAUAAAUAAAUGUAAAUCUGUAAUUGUGUUAAAUGUGUUAAACAAUAAAAAAUAUGUUGGAAAUAUUAUUAUAAUUUUAUUUCCUACAAAACAAGUUGCAUUAAGUAUGCAUUCUGUAUAUAAAAAAUAUUAUAAAAAUUAUAAAUUAGUUUCAAAUAACAAUAUAAUAAAAGAAAAUAUGAAUGAUCAAAAUGCAUCUAUGACAUCAAAUGAAAAUUGUAUCAAUAAAGAAGACAUUCUAAAAAAUAAAACAACUUAUAAAAAUCUCAAAAUAAAUUUAUUAAAAAAAUUUUUUAUUUCUGAAUUUUAUAUUAUUAAAUGUGAUCAAAUAAUAAAAAAUUCUGUUCAAAAUUAUCAAGGAUAUAAAGAAGCAGUUAAAUUGUUGAAACUGUGGUGUAUGAAUAAAAAAUUGUUAUUUACAUAUUAUGUAUAUAAUGCUGAAAAAAAAGGAGAAAAAAAAGGAGAAAACACAAGUUAUGAUCAAAAAUAUGAAGUUUCAAAUUAUUUAUAUUAUACUGAUGUUAAUUCAUUUGCAUUAGGGCUUGUAUGUUCUCAUGUAUGUUUUACAUUAAAUCUAAAAAAUUCAAAUUUUUUACAAAUUUUUAAAGAAACUAUUAAAUUUUUAAGUACCUUUGAUAUUUCACAAAAUAUGAUGACAUAUAAUAAUGGAAUAUAUACAACAUUGAAAAAGAAUAAUAAUAAUUCUGACGAAAUACAAGAGAACAUUUUUUUGAUAGAUAAAAUAUAUGAUAUAUUUCAAGAUAAUUAUUAUUCUUUUUAUGAAUUAAUUUAUGAAUCAAAAAAAGCACAUUUUUAUUUAAAUUCAAAUACAAUUACUAUAUAUGAUAAUUAUUAUGAAAUUUUUUUAUCUAAUUUAAAAUGUUUUCCUAUGAACUUUGAGGAACGUAUUCUAUUCCCUUUAUUUGUAUCAAAUAAUUAUACAAAUUAUAACAAAGAAAUUAUCUAUUUAAAAAAUAUAUUAAUAGAAUCUUUAAAUGAUAGAGUUGAAGAUAUCUGUAUUCGAUUGAUAUCCUUUCCAAUUUUAGAGACUCGAAAGGGGAAGGAAAGCAUACAAGAUGGGUCAGAUGUAGCAAAUGUGGCAGAUGUAGCAGAUGUGGCAGAUGUGGCAGAUGUGGCAGAUGUGGCAGAUGUGGCAAAUGGGGCAGACAUUGAUAUGUUAGACCCAUUUCAGGAACUACAUUUAAGCGUUAAAAAUAGAAAAGAUAAAGUUGUUGCUGGAAAUGUAUUUGAAAAAUUGAACACGAAAAAGAUGAUACAUGGGCUAUGCCUUUUUAUAAAUACAAAUAACACAGCGAGAAUAUUUGACAUAUCAUCUGUUUUAUAUAAUCCUGAAAAUGUUUCUAGUUUUAAACAGUUUUGGAAAAAUAAGGCAAAGAUAAAGCGAUUUGAAAACAACACGAUAUAUGAGAUAGUGCAGUGGAAGCGACCCGCAAAAAAUGUAAAAAUAAAAAAGGAAGAAAAAAAGGAAGAAAAGGAAGAAGAGACCGACUCGAUUGGGGGUUCUAAUAAUUCUGAACAGACCCAAAAUAAAGUGUUCGACGCGAUGUUUAGUGAAUUAUAUCCUGACAAAAAAACGAACUCUGUUCAUGUUCAAAUCAUUAAAUAUAUAUUAAAAAAAAAUAAAUAUAAAGAAUGUAAUAAUAUACAAAAUUUAAUGACAAAUAAAUUUAUAAAAUAUAUAAAAAAAAAUGACCAUUUUAUGUAUUGUAAUAAAAAAUUAAAAAAAAAAUUGUCUUUUUUUAUUUAUUUUUCAAACCCCUUAUUAAUUAAAGAUAUAAAUAAUUUAAAUUAUGAUAAAAUACAUGAAGAAUAUAAUGAAAUAAAAACAGUUUUAUAUAAAAUAGAUGAAAAAUUAUUCACCAUUUCUAAUAUUAACAGUUCUAAUCAAUUAUUAAAAAUGUCCGAUUUAGGAUAUAAAAUAAAUUCUAAUAUAAUUGUAAUAGAUAUUAUUAUUGACAUAAAAUUUAACAACCCCAUGAUAUAUAAAAAUGCAGAAAAUUUUUAUAAAAAUUAUGAAAUAACAAAAGAAAUUAUAAAAAGAUAUUUUUUGGAAGAUGAAAAUAAAUUAAUUAAAAAUGUUAAAAAAAGAAAUACAUAUAUAGAUAUUUAUUUUGAUUCUACACUAUUCCGAUUACAUUUAUUUUUUAAAAAAGUUGUAGAAAAAAAAUUGUUACAAAUAACAAAUAUAAAUGAUGCUAAACUUGAAAGUGGUGAAAGUGGUGAGAAUGGUGAAAGCGAUGAAAGUGUAGACAGAAUCAGAAAUUUUGUAUACAAACCUAUUAUAUCAUCAUAUAUUUUUUAUUAUUCUACUAAAUUUUAUACUUUCCAUACUUCUAUCAAAAUAUGUAAAUUAUGGCUAGCUUCAAAAGGAGUUCCAGAUUUUGACGAUUUGGUUGAAAAUGUUUUAUUUCAUAUUUAUACUAUUGAAUAUAAAAAACAUAAUCAAAUUCAUAAUUUUUUUAAAAAUUCAAAUAUUGUCACAGGAAAUAGAGAACUAAAGGAGUUGUCUCUUCAUCUUCAGCAUAAUGACAGUCAAGACCGAAAAUUUGAAAAAAAUGGAAAAGGCGAAAAAAGUGGCGAAAAAAAUGGAAAAGGCGAAAAGAGUGGCGAAAUAGACGAUUCCCAUUUGAAUAGCUUUUCAUUUUCAUCUCAAAUUAUUUUAUCAAAAUUUUUAAAAUUUAUUACAAGCUAUGAUUGGGAAAAUAAGCCACUUAUUAUGGAUUAUAACAAUUCUAUGACAGAAGAACAAAAAACAAAACUGAUAAAUAUAUUUAUCACAAAAAAGAAGAACAGUUUAAAUGGCAAAACUGGCAAAACUGGCAAAUACUUUUGGAUAGCAUCAAUAUAUGAUCCCCAUUCCAUUUUAAUAACAUUACCUAAUAAUUUAUUUCAUUAUAUAUUGUCAGUUGCAAAAAAUGAUCUUAUUAAUAUAAAAAGAUUGUAUAAUAAAUUUGAAAAAGAAAAAUGGAUGAGUUUGUUUCUUAUGAAUAAAAUAGGGUGUGAUCUCAUUUUAAAAUUAAAUCCUCCAAAAAAAUUAACAAAUAAUAAAUCUUCUAUGAUACAAAUACAGAAUGAUUAUAACAUAGAAGACAUAAAUUUGAUUCCAGAACAUUUUAACAAACCUAUAGAUGAUAUAUUACCAUUAUUAAAUAAAUAUGAAUUAAUACAUAUUUAUGAAAUGCAUUUUACUAAUUUUGUAAAAAAGUUAAAAGAUAAUUUGUCUUCUCAAAUUAUAAUUUUAUAUAAUCCCUUAUGUUUUAAUGAUCAAGUUAAUAUUUCAAAUUUUAGAAAAAAAAUAAAAAAAAAAUUAGAUGUAUUUAAUUUUACAAAAUAUACAUCAAAAUCAUGGAUGCCAUUUAUCUUUGUUACAUUUGAUCCCAAAACAAUUCAAAAUAUAUCUUUGCAAAAUUUGAACACUACUAAUUUGGUACAUGAUGAUAUAUUAAAGAAUGACAUAUUAUCUCUUAACAGCUUUAAUACAUUUAUAUUUUAUCUAAAAAAUAAUGCAAGCGAAUUGUUGCGUAGUGUGCAUUUCCCACAACUAUGA